AUGGCAUACGGAGGUGAGCCGUGGUAUAAGCCCAAUUAUUGGCAAAAAAGGACCUGGUUGAUAGUCGGUGUGAUUGUCGCCAUUAUCCUCGUCAUUGUGAUUGUGGUGCCCGUCGAGGUCACCAAGGCCAAUCGGUACCCCAAUUACUCAAAGCUCGAGUACUCGCUAGCUGACGAGUACUCUGGAUCCAAUUUCUUCGACAACUUCGAUUACUUCAUAGGAUACGAUCCAGCACAGGGAUUUGUACACUACGUUCCCAGAGAACAGGCGACGGCGCUGAACCUAACUUAUGCUUCCGAGAGCACCGCCGUGUUGAGAGUCGACACAAGUGUUGGUCCCGGUUCAGAACCCGAUGCAUCAACAGGUCGUUUCUCGGUGCGCGUCGAGUCUAAGAGACAGUAUGAUAACGGCCUCUUCAUCUUCGACGUCAAGCACACCCCCUACGGCUGUGGCACAUGGCCGGCGCUAUGGUUCGUCGACCCAGGCAACUGGCCUGACAAUGGAGAGAUCGAUGUCAUGGAGGCCGUGAACCAGGCCACCGACGGCAACCAGAUGACGCUGCAUACGACCAAGGGAUGCUCCGUCGGCGGCGUCAAGCGGAAAAUGGUCGGCUCAUCGCUGCAAGGUGACUGCCACAACGCCACCAACAACAACGCCGGCUGCGGCGUCGACGGUCCUACGGACUCAUUCGGCGAGGGGUACAACGCCGCUGAUGGUGGCAUCGUGGCCAUGGAGUGGCGCGAUCAAGGCAUUCGCAUGUGGCAAUUCGGACGAAACGCCGUCCCGGCCGACAUCACAUCCAAGCAACCGGAUCCCAGCACAUGGGGCGAGGCGGCCGCCGACUUCCCGAAUACAGACUGCAACAUCGCCUCGCAUUUCCGCAACCAGAGCAUCAUCGCUAACAUCGAUCUGUGCGGGCAAUACGCCGGCGGAGUAUACGCGCAGAGCGGAUGCCCGAGUAACUGCACCGACUACGUCGCUAAUAACCCGACGGCCUUCGAAAACGCCUUCUGGGAAUUCGGCGCCUUCGAGAUCUAUCAGGCGAAAUAG
Xylaria bambusicola is the source of this 1050-nucleotide messenger RNA. RefSeq names its product concanavalin A-like lectin/glucanase domain-containing protein. The record is from RefSeq and is a predicted model, not a curated record. Gene Ontology annotation, biological process: glucan catabolic process. Lineage: Eukaryota; Fungi; Ascomycota; Sordariomycetes; Xylariales; Xylariaceae. The transcript has 4 exons. The coding region runs from base 1 to 1050 and encodes 349 amino acids. Gene Ontology annotation, molecular function: hydrolase activity, hydrolyzing O-glycosyl compounds.